AUGCAUCAGGCCCCCAUCUGGCCAGUCGCGCGACCGACAGAGGAAGUCCCCCUGAUAACUGUCGCGGAACUAGCGUCGAUUGGUGCAAGACUUCCUACGAAUAAGGCCCCGGGGCCGGACGGAGUCCCGGAUAUCAUCUUAAAGAGGAUAAUAUCGAAAAAACCGGAGCUAAUAUUGGACACGCUCAACAGGUGUCUGUUACAGGGUCACUUCCCGAAACCAUGGAAGGAAGCCACGCUUGUGCUAUUACCAAAGGGUAAGAAACCAUUGGAAUUGCCGUCGUCGUACCGGCCGAUAUGCUUGAUCAACACCAUCGGCAAACUCCUCGAAAGAGUAAUUAAAAAGAGACUGGAGGCUCACCUAGAAGAGACUAGCGGGAUAAGCGACCGCCAAUUUGGCUUCGUGAAAGGACGUUCCACGAUAGACGCAAUAGAAAAGGCAAUGGAAGUGGUGAAUAAAGCAGGAACAGGUCCACACUACAAGAGGGAGCUGUGUGCCAUGGUAUGCCUCGACGUGGCGAACGCGUUUAAUUCGGCCCCAUGGGCAAAUAUCGAAGAUGCCUUGGUAAAAAAGGAAGUGCCUGAAUACCUGGUGUGCAUCUUGAGAAGCUACCUGAGCGAGAGGGCAAUAUUAUACGGGGACACGACGCGGCGUGCAGUAACCAGCGGGGUGCCCCAAGGAUCGGUGCUCGGACCAAUCUUAUGGAUCGUGAUGUACGAUGAUUUGCUGCGCAUCGCGAUGCCAGGUAACAUCCGAGGAAUGUCGAGUUCUAGCCUCAUAGCUUUUGCUGAGGAUGUCGCAAUGGUGGCGACAUGGCGUACAACAGCUCUCCUGGAGGAGUCCAUGAACCCAUCUCUGGACGCAGUGGCAAGAUGGAUGGCGAAGACAGGUCUUACGUUGUCAGUGAGCAAGACCGAAGCGAUAAUGCUUACUACCAAACGCGGGUACACGCAGCCUAGAAGGUGA
This is a messenger RNA of Macrosiphum euphorbiae (potato aphid), 966 nucleotides long. Lineage: Eukaryota; Metazoa; Arthropoda; Insecta; Hemiptera; Aphididae. The record is from the annotation of a GenBank genome assembly.